AUGCCCAUCUAUGUGAGGAAUACUGCCAAAAAUGGCGAGCGUCAUCCAAACCUGGACGAAUGGUGUAUCGUGGAGUUACAGGGUGAUCUCGAUGUGCGUGGCGAUCGCAUAAUGGCUGGCCAGUUUAUAGGCGAUCUGCUCUACAACAAAUACGGUCAACCGAUUCUCAUCAUUGGACACCACAUACUGCAAGGACGGCUGCAGAAAAUCGACAAACCGUUGCUGGUGGUGGAAAAGUGUGACGUGCAGCGGCGGGGAGAAGCAGGGCAGGAUGAAACGAUGCUGGACAUUAGCCAGCUGUCGGUCACCCAAAGCCAGGAGCAGCACGAUCUCGAUUCAACCGCCCAUUCGAUCACUUCCAAUCGAACCGUGCUCGAUUCGACCGUUGCCAUCGAACACAAGGUGGUGCCGAAGGUGGAGUACCGAGUGCGGGCCGUGGUGCGGAACAAAGUGUUGUUUAAAGCACGCCCCAAACCCAUCAUUGCAAACGUUUCCAAAACAGUCUAAGGUUGUUACAGUGUAGUGUAAGUUUUUACGUAAAUAAAAUACAGAUAUAAUUCGCUUUAAUUAUCUUCAAACCACCGUAAACAUCAGCAGCAUCAUUUGCGAAUGCGAAUCGCAUCUAUAAUGGCACCAUUCACGGUGCUGAAUCUUCCCGUGACCGCUUAUCACAACGCUACAAUGAUGCUGCAUUAGUGCAUCAUUUCCGCUAACAAUGUGCAGUCGAGGUGCUAGUGUUGCGGUGAAGGUGAUUUAGAUUUAUUUUUUCGUGUCAUCCACCAUUUGCUCACCGGAUGUGAAACAUUUGUCACACAAGUCGGAUGAAAAAUGACCACCCCAUAGGGAAGGUUCACGAUAUCGAUCUUUUAUCCAUACUAUAAAAGCUUCAUUCGCACUUGCUCGGACUAUCGUCCAAGAGCGACAGUGAUCCCGAACGGUGAAAACCACUCGUCAACGAUUAAUACACAUAAAGGGUUUUGGGAGUAAGAUGAAUAAAAUUACGGGCGCUUGUUUCGUGCUGUCGAUGGUGCUACUGCUGGUGCAUUACGCAUCUGCCGAGCAUAAGAAGCCGGACGAGAAACUCACGCGAAUUGAUAAUGUGGACGGGGACAUGAUGAAACCGCUGCAUGAUAUCCUAGGCGAGCUGGAUGGCUUGAGAAUCCGAAGAGCCGCUCAGGGUGG
This is a messenger RNA of Anopheles moucheti, 1182 nucleotides long. RefSeq names its product chromosome transmission fidelity protein 8 homolog. Gene Ontology annotation, biological process: mitotic sister chromatid cohesion. The coding region runs from base 1 to 507 and encodes 168 amino acids. NCBI's taxonomy places the organism in Eukaryota, Metazoa, Arthropoda, Insecta, Diptera, Culicidae. The transcript is spliced from 4 exons. Gene Ontology annotation, cellular component: Ctf18 RFC-like complex. The record is from RefSeq and is a predicted model, not a curated record.